CGUGCAUCCGCUCCAGUCUCUACCAUUCCCCUUUAAUAUCCAUGAUCUCAUUUUCAGCCGUCUCCUCUUCAUGUUUGUGGACGUGGUCUGCAUAUUCGAAGAGGAUAUUGGAGGCUUAAAUGCUGUGCAAGAUAUGCUUUUAACCUGGGCACAUAUUGGAUCCGGAUCUUCAUUGCCAUAUGCUGUCCGCCCCAGGGUUAUUGUGGUAGUCAGUCAGCAAGCCCAGAGUGUGACUCAGGAUGUCCUCGACGAGCAGGACUUCUUGUUUGACCUUCAGACAAAAGAGCCUUCACUAUAUGAGUCUUUUACGGAAAUCCGCUUUUGUCGUCUACCUUCAGAUGAACUAUCGUCUAGUGCACAGUUUCUCUCUUUGAGGGCGGACAUAUCGCGACAACUCCAUGACGCACGCUUCGCUCGCAUACAGAAGCAAGUGUUAUUUUCAGCUACUCAUCUCGGCGAUUUAUUCAAAUUAGCAACGGAGAACGUCUGCAUGUCUCCCUUGUCUCAGUUUGACUUCAUUAGAGCUACAAGACAACAGAAUCCACUUAAUGGGUCAUUUAGCUCACACCUUGCUGAGUUUCUCAAGUUAGCUGGAAAGAGCAGAAUUCCAUAUGAAGGUGUUUCAUCCCACAUUGCAUCUGCUAUUCUAAUGGACGCAUAUCCACCUGGAAUGCAUCUAUUUUGCCCUCGCAAAGUUUUCCGCAGUCUUUAUUACGAUAUCUGCUACAAGGUACACCGCAAAGAAUACAGCACAGUUGAACUUACACAAGUUCAGUGUGAUCGAAUUGAAAACCGCAUUGAUGCUUUGUUUGAGCAUAUGACGCUAGGUUCCCACUCAUCUGCCCAGGUUCACCUGGAGAACCUUCAAGACCAAAGCAAUUACUGGGGAGCGCUUCGAUCAAAUCGAACGUGUCUAGUAUGUGUUAGGCGAAGCCCGGAGCACAGUUUGCCCUGUGGUCACGCAAUAUGUGACAUAUGCGUUCAGAUAUUUGGAGAAUUAUCGUUACUCAGGGAGGAAGAGCACAUCGUUUCCCACUGUCCUCUCUGUGGGGCUUCGAAACCGUUGACAGUUCGACUGAAGCCACCGACGGCUGCAUCCCGCGUUCUUAGUAUUGACGGUGGUGGGCCACGAGGAAUCAUUCCACUCGAAAAUCUCGAGAUUUUGCAGAAUUAUCUUGGACCCGAGCUUCCACUCUCGGAUAUGAUCGAUUUGGCCGUUGGAUGUAGCUCUGGCGGAUUGAUUGCUCUAUCAAGAUUCAUGCUCAGAAUGGACAUCCAAUCUUGCAAGGCACUUUUCCGAGCACUAGCGAAAAAGGUUCUAGCCCGAAAGAAGCCACUCCUUCGCUCUUGGCUAUCGGAUGGCCUAUACGAUGUUAUGACUCUGGAGGAUGCUCUCAAGGAACACUACACUCCCACACGGCGGAUGUUCGAUACACCUCAAGCGUGUAUAUCGUCAAACAAAGUGGCAAUUAUUGCGAGCGAAAUCAAAGAAGGAGCGCCCUUCAUAUUUACUAACUAUAAUGGGGCGGCACCUCAUAGAGCAGAACCAGCAUAUGGAAGACUACGGCCCGAUAACGAGACCGAGCCAUUUGUAUGGCAAGUGGCUCGCGCCACAUCAGCGGCUCCAUCUGGCUAUUUGCUAAUCUUGACAGUCUGUUUCCAACCAUUGACAUUCCGGGUCUCGGCACAUUCCAAGACGGCGGAAUAAGAAGACAUAAUAACCCCAUAAACCUAGCACUCUCAGAAGCGAAACAUCUUUGGCCAAACUCUCCAAAUCCAGACGUCUUUAUUUCACUUGGCACGGGGUCGGCCGCAGCCGACGCCCCAAAAACAGUUUCCCGGUUCCGCAACAUCUUCGUUGAUGGAUGGGUGCCGCGAAUCUAUCGUUCGUUUUCGUCGUCAUUUGAAGGUCAAUGCGGCUGGAGGGAGGUUCUCGGCUUAUUAGAUGAUAAAUCUCGAGAUGAUUACUUCAGAUUUGACUUGUCAGUUCCCAGUGGCCUACCCAGCAUGGACAAUACAGACUGCAUGGAUCAGUUGUCGAAGUUGGUGCAUUCAAACCCGUCCGGGCAACAGAAACAUCUGGAAGCAAUCACAUCUUUGCUCGCCACAUCCUUCUUUUUUCAACUGGAUUCCAGACCUCAAUUUUAUUCGGGUUUCUUACAGUGUGUCGGUACGAUACGCUGUCGGGCUCCUGCACAAUAUGCAAUCAACUGGAUAGAUGGCUUUGACUCAUCACGAAAGGAUUUCUACAAGGAUAAUAUGAACUUAGGGCUACAUCUGACCCCAGAUGAUAUCUGUUAUUCUUGCAACCGAUACUGCAGACGGGUGCGCUUUAUCGUUAGAGACUUGAACGAGAAUAUUGGAAUAUCUAUUCAAUUUGGUGGAAAACAGCGUCAUCUCAGUGGGUUUCCAAACAACAUGCAGUGGUUCAUUGAUCAACAAGGAAUCGACGGGAAUUUCGGGUCGCCAAAUCACAGGGUGUAUCCAAGACCUGGGUGUCCUGCCUGCGAAGGCCCGGAAUCAGGAAAGUCCAAAAAAAGGAAGUAUAUUGACAUAUGA
Penicillium subrubescens is the source of this 2559-nucleotide messenger RNA. RefSeq names its product Patatin-like serine hydrolase. The record is from RefSeq and is a predicted model, not a curated record. Gene Ontology annotation, biological process: arachidonate metabolic process. The coding region runs from base 1594 to 2559 and encodes 321 amino acids. The transcript is spliced from 5 exons. Gene Ontology annotation, cellular component: membrane. NCBI's taxonomy places the organism in Eukaryota, Fungi, Ascomycota, Eurotiomycetes, Eurotiales, Aspergillaceae.